Molecule: messenger RNA, 1814 nt
Organism: Orbicella faveolata
Lineage: Eukaryota; Metazoa; Cnidaria; Anthozoa; Scleractinia; Merulinidae
Product: BTB/POZ domain-containing protein 6 pseudogene
Source: RefSeq, a predicted model, not a curated record
AAGUAAUGUGAUGGGAGUGUUAUAUUUGGCGAAGAAAUACAUGGUGCCCUCACUGGCUGAUAAAGGUGCGGAAUAUCUUCAAGAUAACUUAGAUGCAUCGAAUGUUUUCAGCAUCUUGACACAAGCACAGAAAUAUGAAGAGAAAAAACUGGUGGACCAUUGCUGGAAAGUGAUCGAUGAACAAGCAGAAGAAGCUGUGAAAUCGGAAGGAUUUGUGACAAUUGAGAGAUCCUUACUUGAGGCAGUGGUCGAGCGUGACACUUUGAAUAUUCAAGAAAUAGAGUUGUUCAAAGGGGUGAAUUUGUGGGCGACAAAGAGAUGUGAGGAACAAGGCUUAUCGACAGAUGGAAGUGAGAAAAGAAGAAUUCUCGGCGAACAGAUGGUGAAAGGAAUACGUUUUCCAUUGAUGACCCAACAUGAAUUUGCUGCAGUUGUUCUUGACAGCAAGAUACUGACCCCAGACGAGGCUUUUAGCGUAGUAAAAUAUUUUAAUUCGGUCCCAGACACUCCAGUAGUAUUUUCCGAGAAGAAGAGAAGGGAAUCGCUUCAGCGUUGUUACAGAUUUCGUUCCGUGGUUCACACUGGCUCUGGUCAUCCCUAUGCAGCUGGUAAAAAAGACUGUCUUCUUUUUGAGGUCGACAAAGACAUCUCCUUACUUGGAGUGACACUCUGUGGAAGCAGAAAUGAUAAUUAUGGUGUAGGUAUUCAGAUAAAAUGUUUAGAUAAGGGUAAGUGGAAUGAUAUUUGUUCGAAAACAGGAAAAUUUUCUUCAGUACACAUCGAGUCAGAGUUAGUCACUGUCUGUUACUACGGUUUCAAUAUUUUCUUUGACCGUCCAGUUGUUAUAAUGAAAGGUGGCCUCUACCGGAUUGAAGCUUCCAUCUGUGGUGCCAAUUCUUGCUUUGGUGUAGAUGGUAGAAAAUCCGUGUUGUGUUCAGGAGUUACAUUUAGUUUUGACAACAGUUCUGAGAGUAGCAAUGGAACCAGAGUUGAACGAGGGCAAUUUCCAGAGUUUCUUUUUUCUGUAACAUAAAUAGUUCUAAAUUCGCUUUCAACGCGGAAUUUUGAUUCGCAAUUAGGUUUUAAUUAAAUUGCCCUUUUAUUGGGAAGUCAUGUAAAUCUAAUACAUGGGUACCCUUCAGCAUUGAAUGGAAUUAGUUUUACACGAGUUGGGUGACAGCGAUCAGUAGUAAUAAAUCGGGGUGUUUUUGAUGCGUACAAUUUUGGCAUAAAAGUAAUGAAGAUGAUCGUUGAACGAUCGAAAUAUUUCUUGUUUUAAACUCAAAGUUGUUGUCCAUUUUUUUUAAAAAUAGUUACUUGCCUGCUAUUAUCCAGACCAAAUGAAGUACUAUUUUUUUUUGAGGUAACCAAAACAACAAAGAACGGAUAACAUCCAGACAGAUUGUCAAUGACCAUAAACUUGUGCUAUCGAUGCACAAAACAAUUCAAGAAAUCAUUGCUUUUUCUGUGUAAAGUAUUUUUUCUCAUAUAAUAUGAUGUAUUAGUUUAUUUUCUCGAGUUUUAAGUGUCUUAUAUUUUAUAUUUUUUAUAGGUAUAAUGUUUAUUUAUUGGCUUUGUUAUGGAAAGUAAGUUUAGGUUUGCAUAAUUAAGAUAUUCUUUCACACAGUUUAAUUUUAAUAAGGAACUCAGUGUUCUGUAGAAACUGGCCUACUGAUGCAGAUAUCGUUUAUCUUUUUCUUUGUUGAUAAAUAAAUAAAAUAAAACAAAAAGUGGAUUUCCCAUGCCAUCUUCAGUUUUUAGCCAAUCGUAAUGAUUCAAUUUAGCGCCCGGGGCGCUUAUUUACCUUUGGUACC